AUGGCGCAUGCGCCGGAAGUGACUGGAUUCACCGUUCACCGACACGACGAUCUCCCGUCCAUACCAAGAACGAAGGUGUACGUGAUGUUUGUGGAUUUCAAUGAAAGGAGUGUCAUUCUCGAAGACCCACGAAAAGGACUGGGAGAUCUCCGGUUGCUUACCAUGCGACAGUUGUGGAGCCUUGGAGGAGACGCAAUGCUGGUGUACUGUGGAGAUGUAGGCUCCAGACAUCUUAAGGGAAAUGAUUUAUUCAACAGAGACCUGACGUCCAUCUACCACCACCAGGAACUCUCUAGGCUGAAAACCCAGGAACGAAUGUUCAGCAUGCACGACCGAUUUACGACUUACCAAGAAAACCAUAUCAGAAAUAUCAUUUUUACAAACUGUUGCUAA
Gigantopelta aegis is the source of this 393-nucleotide messenger RNA. RefSeq lists its product as uncharacterized. Bases 1 to 393 code for a protein of 130 amino acids. Lineage: Eukaryota; Metazoa; Mollusca; Gastropoda; Neomphalida; Peltospiridae. The record is from RefSeq and is a predicted model, not a curated record. The transcript is spliced from 2 exons.